AUAUCAUGAGAAUUGAUUUCUUGCAAAUCAAUUCAACUUAUUUAUAUGUUAUGUCACAUAAUCGCUUAUCAAGAAAAUUAUGCUAAAUCUACUGAUUAACUAACUAUAUGAUUCAACUAUAAAUAUUUAUCAUGAGUUUUUGUUUAUGUUACGAAAUAUGUUCAUUACACAUCUAAUAAUAUAUUAAUUCUAGCAUUCUCAUUACUAUAACUGGUGUACGAUCCACGCCUUAUUUUAAACCGUUAGAUGAUGAUGAGACUUACCGGAUCUUACGGUAAGUCAUCUACAUCAGAUUUUAACUUCUUUCUUCUCCUUUCCCGCACCACCAAAAACUACCACCGCUCACGGUCGUUCUAUUCUCCGACGGAGAUGGAUUCAUCUGAUUUUAGCAUUCGCGGUUGUUGCGUCUGGUUUUUUUCGCGAAAACCCUGGCGCGAUGGCUCUAGCCUGUGCCGACGGUGACGUCACCGUAUACGUUAGCACCGUCAUCGCCGAUGAAAAAUAUCGGCAAUGUAGGUCGCUUAGUCUUCACGCUUCACGCGCGUGAAAGAUUACUCAGAGGGAAUACUAAGCAGUUUCUUGACAGGAGAAGGUGAUUGAAUGGCAAAAGUUUGUUGGCCAUACUUUGAUCCUGAGUAUGAGAACUUCAGCAACAGAAUCAACCCUCCAAGGGUCUCUAUGGACAAUGAUAGUUGCCAUGAUUGUACAUUGAUCAAGAUUGAUAGUGUCAAUAAACCAGGAAUUCUGCUGGAAGUCGUGCAAAUCCUAACAGACCUUGACUUCAUUAUCACCAAAGCUUACAUAUCUUCUGAUGGUGGAUGGUUUAUGGAUGUAUUUCAUGUCACGGAUCAGCAAGGAAAGAAGAUAACAGACAUCAAAAUUAUCGACUUCAUUGAAAAGGCUCUAGGACCAAAGGGCCGCAAAAGCACAGAAGGUGGGAAAAGUUGGUCAGACAAACGAGUUGGUGUGCACUCUGUUGGUGAUCAUACAGCCAUUGAGCUCAUUGGUAAGGAUCGCCCAGGUCUCUUGUCAGAGAUCUCAGCUGUCCUUGCAAGCCUCCAAUUCAACGUGAUUGCAGCUGAAGUUUGGACUCAUAACAGGCGAAUAGCAUGUGUUCUCUAUGUCAAUGACGCUACAAACCAAGCUAUGGAUGAUGACCCAAAAAGGUUAUCUAUUAUUGAGGAGCAGCUCAACCACAUCCUACGAGGAUGUGAGGAUGAUGAGAAAGUGGCUCGAACCAGUUUCUCCAUGGGUUUCACCUUCACCCACAUGGACAGAAGGCUCCACCAAAUGUUGUUUGCUGAUAGGGAUUAUGAGAGUGCUGGAGUAACCACAACAAAUGUUGAUUGUCCUCCCUCUUUCAGGCCAAAUAUCAGAAUAGAACGUAUCGAGGAAAAAGGCUACUCAGUUGUUAGUGUGAAAUGCAAAGAUCGUGCAAAAUUGAUGUUUGACAUUGUCUGCACUCUCACUGACAUGGAAUAUGUUGUUUUUCAUGCCUCAAUCUCAUCUGACGGCCCUUAUGCAUCACAGGAGUAUUUCAUCAGACACGUGGAUGGGUGCACACUUGACACUGAAGGGGAGAAAGAAAGGGUCGUCAAAUGCAUUGAAGCUGCUAUUCAAAGAAGAGUAAGCGAGGGUGUGAGCCUUGAGCUGUGUGCAAAGGAUAGAGUGGGCUUGCUGUCUGAAGUGACUAGGAUUCUACGAGAGAAUGGCUUGACAGUUUGUAGGGCAGGUGUAUCAACCAUUGGAGAGAAAGGACUAAAUGUUUUCUAUGUAAGAGAUGCAUAUGGAAACCCUGUGGACAUGAACAUUAUUGAUGCGUUGCGUAAAGAAAUCGGCCAGACUGUAAUGGUCAAUGUGAAGAAGGUACCAGCCCACACGAAAGCGCCAGAAACAUCCCGAGGAUGGGCUAGAGUAAGCUUCUUCUUUGGGAACUUGUUGGAAAGGUUCUUGAACUAAUUAGAAUGAGUUGAGAAUCAUGCACCUGAUUCUGGUUGAUGUGAUUUGUAAAUUACACAACACAAUUGUAUUUACAAGAAUAAAGCUGUUGUGUGUCAAAUUUGGACAGUGCUUAAACUUGGUCCUUUUGUUUCAAACCUAACAAUACUUGUAAGAUGUAACUUGUGUUCCCUCUUCUCUAUCAUGUCCAUCGCUCAUGUAUCAUGUUUUAAUUUCAGUUUUUAGUGUCUUUUGAGACUCGUGAUGGUGUGGAACAAAUUAACAAAUUAGUUCCGCUGAAGGCUUCAUUGUUUAUAUGGCGAUUGUUGAUCAACAAAUUACCAUCAAUGGAGAUUUUGCUUCAUCCUAGUAUUUUAAAUGAUAGUUCUUUGUAAAGUGACA
Molecule: messenger RNA, 2340 nt
Organism: Vicia villosa (hairy vetch)
Lineage: Eukaryota; Viridiplantae; Streptophyta; Magnoliopsida; Fabales; Fabaceae
Product: ACT domain-containing protein ACR3-like
Exons: 8
Coding region: 601-1959 (452 amino acids)
Source: RefSeq, a predicted model, not a curated record